AAGGACGCGGCGUCGACUCCUGCUCAGAGGUGAAUCUUGAUUUAUACGCGAGACACGCGACACCCGCGAAGUCAAGUCAGCCGUGGAAUCAAGGCGUACCGCGAUUGUCGAGUGCCGGCAGUUGCCGAGAUAUUCGGACGAGAUGUGCAGCGAAAGCUUUGAGAACAGUGAAGACAGUGACUUGCUCCAGAAUAACAACAACUACAAGACAGCGCACAAAUUUGGGAAACAUGAAACAUUAGACAGCAAAGCAGUUCAAAGAAGAAGAAUUCUCGCACAAUGUCUAGUAACAGCGGCAGUGAUGUUAAGCUCAGCAAGCUGUGGCAUGCCAGUUGGAUACUCCGCCAUUUUGCUUCCUCAGCUUCAAAUUACAAAUGAUUCCAUGCGAAUUGGUGACGAAAUGGGUUCGUGGAUUGCUAGUCUUCAUUCUGCAGCUACCCCAGUAGGAUCUCUCCUAAGCGGAAUCUUCAUGGACAGAUUCGGCAGGAAGGUAGCAAUGCAGAUAGCGUCAACGCCUCUGAUCGUCGGUUGGCUUCUGAUUGGUUUGGCUCAGAAUCAUGUUUGGUUGCUGAUUGGAAGAAUCGUGGCCGGCAUCUCAGCCGGAUUGGCCGCGGCAACAGGACAAAAGAGACCUACACUGGACAGAAUGUUCGCUUCGACGUCACAAAGAAAUGAUGAUGGUUUGCGGGCGUCUUACAAUAUCUCGUUACUUAUAGCAAAAUCCGGAAAACCGCAUACUAUCGGAGAGAAGUUAAUUUUGCCAGCCGUUGAAGAGGUUUUAAAAACUGUUUUACACAAACCUGCAUCUGAUAUCAUUAAAAGAAUUCCCUUAAGCAACAAUACUGUUGAAAGAUGUAUUGAUGAAAUGAGUUCUGAUAUUGAAAGCUUUUUAUGUAAUUAUUUGCAAACGACCCAUUUCUCUAGACAACUGGACGAAUCAACUUUACCUGAUAAUGCAGCAUUAUUAUUGGCAUAUGUUCGUUUUAUUAUGAAUCAAGAAAUCUACGAAGAACUGCUCUUCGCAAGAACUUUGAUUACCGACACUAAAGGUGAAUCAAUAUUUUAUGUUUUGAAGGAUUACUUCCUUGAAAAAGCAAUUCCUUUAUCAAAUAUAAUAUCAGUAGCUACAGAUCGAGCACCUGCCAUGGUUGGACGUUAUCGUGGAUUUAUAAGCUAUUUAAAACAAAAUGUGUCAGGGGUGUUAGCAAUACAUUGCGCUAUCCAUCGACAACAUUUAGUUGCUAAAAAUUUGAGUGUUAGAUUGCAUGAAUCACUUCAUUUAGUCAUUGAUACAGUAAACCGAAUCCGAAGCAACGCGUUGAAUACGCGGUUAUUUGCGCAGUUGUGUGAAGAAAACGACGAACACUUUCAUCAAUUACUCCUUCGCACUGAAGUACGCUGGCUGUCGAAAGGCUUUUGUUUGACAAGAUUUUUUGCACUUUUUGAGACUAUUUUAGAAUUUCUGGAUAAUAAAGAUAAAAUUUUAAAAGAAAAUUUAAUGAAGAGGAAAACAGACAUCGCCUAUUUAACAGAUUUGUUUACAAAAUUUAAUAUGGUUAAUUUGCAAUUACAAGGCGACAGUUUAAAUUUGAUUAAAACAAAGUCCAUCUUAUCAGCGUUUCUUGUCAGAGUUAAACUAAUGAAGCAAAAUAUUGGACGGGGCGAAUUUUCUCAGUUCCCCAAUUUGUCACAGACAAGCUGCCAGGAAGACGACGUUUCGAAUUACCUUCAACAUUUAAAUGCCCUCUAUUCAGAUUUUGAAUCUAGGUUUGAAGAUAUUUUGACUAUGGUGUUCAUAGGUGAAAUAUCCGAACCUCACCUUCGAGGUAUAUUUUCCAGUGGUCCCUUUGCUAGUUAUUCUUUUGGUAUACUUUUGGUAUAUGCACUGGGAUUCCUGCUGCCUUGGAGAGAAGUUGCAGGUUUGAGUGCGAUUCCACCGAUUACGGCACUCGCAAUCUAUUUCUUCCUACCAGAAAGUCCGGUAUGGCUUGUACGAAGAGGUAGAAUAGAAGAAGCAAGAGCCUCAAUGCUAUGGUUAAGAGGAGGCAACCUAAACAAGGUAAGGACAUCGUUUCAAAAAACAGGUACCACAAUAAUCUUGAGACGUCUACCUUUGUAUUUUUAG
This is a messenger RNA of Acanthoscelides obtectus, 2125 nucleotides long. The record is from the annotation of a GenBank genome assembly. Lineage: Eukaryota; Metazoa; Arthropoda; Insecta; Coleoptera; Chrysomelidae.